GAGGCCGGAAGUGGAGGCUCUGGAGCGCUAACGGCUCCUGGUUUUUCCUCCUGAGCUGUACGGCGGCCGCGAGGGGCCAGCCAGCGCGCGGUGCUGGAGUGAGCGGGCCGUGCGGGUAACAAAUUCAUGUCUUGCAAGACAGUGAUGGCUUUUUCUCUAGAAUUUGAAUAUGGAGGCCACAGGGACAGAUGAAGUGGAAAAGCUAAAAUCCAAGUUUAUGUCUGCAUGGCACAACAUGAAAUACAGUUGGGUAUUGAAAACAAAAACUUACUUUAGCAGAAAUUCUGCUGUCUUCUUGCUGGGAAAAUGUUACCAUUUCAAGUCUGAUGAACCCAGUGAACUCUCUCCAGAUGGAUCCUGCUUGGAUAUAGUUGACAAAGUCAUUUCUGGAAACGUAGAAGAGUUUCGUAAAGAUUUUAUUUCUAGAAUAUGGUUGACUUACAGAGAGGAUUUUCCUCAAAUAAAAGAAUCUGCUUUGACAACAGACUGUGGUUGGGGUUGUACACUGAGAACUGGCCAGAUGCUGCUGGCUCAAGGGCUUGUGCUUCAUUUUCUUGGUAGAGCCUGGACCUGGCCGGGUGCACUGAACAUUGAAAAUUCAGACUCUGAAUCAUGGACAAGCCACACAGUGAAAAAGCUGACUGCAUCAUUUGAAGCAUCACUUACGGGAGAGAGAGAACCCAAGGUCCUGUCAAACGAUCAUAAGGAAGCACUAAAGAGAGACUGUGAUGACAGUGAAAUGAGAGAUGAAGUUUAUCACAGAAAAAUAAUCUCUUGGUUUGGAGAUUCUCCACCCGCAUCUUUUGGCUUGCAUCAGCUAAUAGAAUAUGGAAAGAAGUCUGGGAAAACAGCUGGAGACUGGUAUGGGCCUGCUGUAGUAGCACACAUUUUAAGAAAAGCUGUUGAAGAAGCAAGAGACCCUGAGUUACAAGGGAUAACUAUAUAUGUUGCUCAGGACUGUACAGUUUACAGUUCGGAUGUUGUUGAUAGACAGUGCUCUUCCAUGGGCUCUGAAAAAGCAGAUAUGAAAGCUGUAAUUAUAUUAGUUCCGGUAAGACUUGGUGGAGAGAGAACCAACAUGGACUACUUGGAGUUUGUAAAGGGAAUUUUGAGUCUUGAAUACUGUGUUGGUGUUAUUGGUGGGAAACCUAAGCAGUCAUAUUACUUUGCUGGAUUUCAAGAUGACAGUUUGAUUUACAUGGAUCCUCAUUACUGCCAAUCUUUUGUAGAUGUCAGCAUAAAGGAUUUCCCUCUUGAGUCAUUUCACUGUCCUUCCCCCAAAAAGAUGUCAUUCAAAAACAUGGAUCCUAGCUGUACAAUAGGAUUUUAUUGUAGAAACAUGCAAGACUUUGAAAGAAUUUCUGAAGAAAUAACUAAGAUGCUGAAAUCUUCAUCUAAGGAGAAAUAUCCCUUGUUUACUUUUGUAAAGGGUCAUUCUAGAGACUAUGACUUUGCCUCCAGUCCACUCCAUGAAGAAAAUGACCUUUUCUCCGAGGAGGAAAAGAAAAGAUUAAAAAGAUUUAGUACAGAAGAGUUUGUCUUGCUUUAAGGAUAUUUUACAGUAGGGUAUUGGCAGCUGUCCAGGAGAACACUUGCCUUUUAAAAAAAAUCACACAACACAAGGCAAGCAAUAUUGAAAUUGAUCUAUUUUCAUAAAGAUUAUAAUGUCGUAUAUGUUUGGUCUUUAAAAUGUCACUUAUAAAUGUAAUUAAUUAUUUUUGUUUGUUCAUUGAUAGUUGGAUGAAUAUGAUGACACUUCUUGUUAGUGAAGAUAGAUAGCAUUGUUUAGAGCCAGACACAAUAUAGCGUGUAAGGACAUGCCCUCCUUGAUAGCUCUGCCAAUGAGCCUAAGUCUUGACCUGCAGUCCCCACUGCUGUUCCAGUCCUGAACAGUCUGCCAAUUAUAUGGUGGUUUUGUGGUGUGGACAUGUCAUCUAGUUUUGAGACUACUGGAUUGUUUCCCGUUGUAAGCAAAACUUGAAUCUAGGGCUCCUGAAGAAAAAGCCUUGUUCAUUUAACCUAUUUUGCUGUCUAAGUCCCUAUAAUGUUUAAUAAUGUAACCAUGAGGUACCUUUCUAACAUUGCACUACUCAAGAUGUAACUUUGAUAUAUCAAUACUAAUUGUUAGCUACAAUCCAGAUGCAAUUAUAUAAGCAGAAUUGUGAGUUAAGAUACUAUUUAGCAAUAUGAUUUUAUAAUGGCUACUCAUUAAACUUGCUGUUGAACCUUAAUAUCAGGAAUGAAUAUAAAGUAUUGGCUUUUCCCUACCAUUUUUAAAGGUUAUGUUGUUAAUAUUAACUGCAACCAAUCAAAGCAGAUAGACAGUUAUUAAAUGGGAGCAGUGUUUGUUUCCUGUCUCGACAAUAUAAUUGAGACUUCUAUUCCUACCCAGGCAGCUUCUAAAUCAGAGCAUAAAACAGCAAAUUGGGGGUAGACAGUAAAUAUUCUGGGAUAUGAUCUUCUGAUAUGUGCCAUUAUUAUACAUUGCUCUUGGUGAUCUUAGAUGUAGAGAACAUCUAGCAAAUAAGUCUACAUGAACAGUUUCAUGCUUUAACAAAACAAAUUCAGAGUUUAAAAUACACAUUUAACACUGCCUACAUUUAAAAAUAACUUUAUUAAAGGUGUGAGAUUAAAUGCAUGUACUUAUGAACUAUAAUGGUAAAUUUCUCUUGCUUGAAUUGUUUGAAUUCUGGAUCUAAAAAAAAUUGAGGUAUUGAGGCAAAUACUCUGUAAUAAGGCAAAUUUUAUUGUAUUGUAAACCAGCUAUUAACUUAUUCUAAAGUGCCAUUUAGGCACAGAAUGCACAAAUGUUGUCUACCCAAAUAUUAAAUAUUCUAUGUAUCACUAAAGUAAUCUUUUCCUUUUAUAAGAAUGGAGAGUAGAGUUACUAGUAGGGAGAUUUUAGGCAAAUCUGGGACAAGCGCAUGUUCGUACCAGAGUUGAAUUAAUUUUCACAUUUGUUCAUUGAGUUAUCACUCCAAAAAAGGAGGAUUAUUUUUCAGUUUCAUUUGUUUUCAUUUUUUAAAUUUUUUCCAGUUGAUUGGAUAAGGUAAUUUGCUCCUUAUUAAAUAAUAUUUUUAAUCAGUGUAACAUUACUUUUAGAUCCUGCAUAUACAGAAGGAAUCAGUUAGGGCUGAUCUUAUUUGAUAUUUUGUCCUUAAUAAUCCGGAAGUAGUAGUAAAAUUAACAUGUUAAUGAAAUGCAGAUGUUAAUUUGGGAAGAGUUAUGAAUUUUAGUGAGGGCUAGAAAAUAUUGUAGAUUUGAAUUUGGCUUGCAUUUUUCUAAUGAUAUUUUUGCUAUGGAAAAAUAAUGCAAAAAAUAAAUAUUAGGGAGUAUGUCCAGAAAACAAAACUACUGAACAAGACCUAUGUGGGAUAGUGGACAACAAAUUAGACAUGAACUUGCACUGUGCAUUCAAAAAAAAUGAAAGAAAAAGCCAGUGCAAUUCUGGGCUAUGUAUCUAGACACUUAUGUAAUAAAACAGGGAGGUAGUAAUUGUUCUUUCUGAUCUCAUUGAUACUUUCCUUUCUGCUGCCUCUUUGCCAGGAAGGUAUUAACAAAUUAAAGUUCACUGAAAAACAAUAAAAAUGAUCAGGGGCCUGCAGGCAUAGAUUUAAGGCAAAUUAACAAAUAUGUAUGGCUUUGUUAAUCUAAUACUAAGGGAAGGGCAUGACACUUUACAAAUAUUUAAUGUAUAAACACUGGUGAGGAGAUGAGGAAUUACUUGGGUGGUACAAGGGCAUAUAACUUUCUGAAAUAGGAUGAAACUAAAGGAAAAACUUCAUACAGGAGAAUAUUAGGCUGUGUAACGCUCGCAAGGAAGUGUUAGAAGUCCCAUCACAUGUGACUAUUGAUACCUGACUGACCCAAACACUAACAAAUGUACAAUAAGGAAUAAUUAUGCGUAAGGUGAACUAGAUAAACUAAUAACAUCCCUCCCGUUUCCAAUUUCUUUGACUGUAAUAAUAAAAGAAUAAAAUUAGUAUGCCUAAAAGGCUUUAAUGCAUUGGAGUUUACAAGUAACUUUUUAAGCAAGGAACCAAGAGUGACAUUAAUUUAGUGAAUAUUUAAGUGGAUACCCAGUAGACUUUUUCCUGAUUCUAUGAUAUACUUAGUUUUGACCAUGGGGAAUAAAUAUGCUACAGUAAAUAUUACAAUAAGUUGGUAUGUAAGCAUGUAUGUACAUAAAACAUCACAUAUCUGUUAAAAGCAAUGUCCCUCCAUUUCCUGUUAGAGGCCCCAUUCUUUACAGCAGUAACCAUAACUGAGCUGCUAGUCUGAUGUCUCAGGUUUGUCCUAUGGUGGAUAGCUAAGAAGCAGAAUUAAAUUUUGGAACUGGAGUGGGUUUGAGAGGGAAGGACAUUUUUGCAAAGUGGGAAAGAUUAGGUUUGGUAUUUAAACUAAAACAAAAUUAUCUGGGCUAGGUAACUUUAUACAUGUUUCAUCUAAGAGUAAAUCUGUUUGCCACAAUUACAGACUUCAAUUCAACAAACCAUUUCAGCAUGUUUUAACUUUAAGCAUAGUACUUCCUGUUUUUAAUAAAACCUUCUUGCUGUAAACUUACCUACAAAUCGAUUAUAGGUAAAAGUGCCUACUGCAGUUCAGUGCAUGUAACUUUUAACCUAGUAUGCUGACUUAAGGAUUGCCAUUUCCUCCUCCUUUGCUCCAUGGCGGAAGUCACACAUCACAAAAUAAAACAUGCAUGUAACCACACAAGCUAACUGUGUCUAUAGAGAUGCAUGUAAGGAUGAUUUUAUGUACGUGAGAAGAAUGGAUUGGCGUUCUGACUGCAAAUAGAAAUGAUUUUAUUGUAGAUAAAUGUUAAACAUAAAAUGUAUCUAACACUUCAACAGGUUCACAUUGUUCUAGGAUCUGUAAGAACAUUUUCAUUUCUUACUCUUUUAUAACUUGUGAAGAAGGCCUAAGGUUGAAAUACCUUAGCUAACUUAAUUUUAAUGAUAUACCUUUUGUUCAGUGUAUAUUUAUGAUAGGAAAACUUGCAUUGCAAAACUGUCAAUAAUAUUAAGACAGCUGGUGAUGAUGUUAUUGGGUCCUUUAGUCUACCAUGAUAGUGUGGCACUCAGAGCCAGCUGCACAAAUUUGUUAGAACUAGUAACAAUUUUCAGUUACCUUUUCUCUCACUCCUCCAACUUCCAUCUUGUUCCUUUUUCCAUGUUGGUGAUUUAGGUAAAUGCCCCAAAAUCUGUGUAAAUAAGCAUCUAAUAAGGAAGUGGAAAUGGGCGACAGAAAUGAAAACUGGGGAAUUUUUUGAAGGAGGCAUAGGGAUUUAAUUAUAAUUCUAUGGUGGUACUUGGAAAAAGUAGGAUAGUCCAGGCCAAAUUCCAGCUUGGGUACUUAAGGAAGAAUUUAAGUUUUCCACUUGUACUUUCAAUGAAAUGUGCUUAUUUCUGGCCUUAAAUUUUUUUUCCUCCAUCCCUCCUGGUCAGAUCACUUGCAGCCUCUGUUCUAUAACCUCUCUUCCCUGUAUUCCUGGCCAAUUUGAUCUGUUACCAUGGAUUUAACUAUCAUGUCUAUGUUAGUGACUCCUGCAUGUCCUUUGCUACCCAUGACAUUUCACCUUUGAUGGUCUUCAUCUCUACCUGUCUACGUAGUUUUCAAAAUGCCCUAUACUAGGCCUCGCUAUUUUAGAAAUACAGCUAGUUUCAUGACUUUUCCAUGUUGCCCAUAAAGCUAAUUACAUAGGUCUUGAAACCGAAUAGUUCAAGAUUCUAACUCCUUCCAGUCUUACUUCCUGUUUAGAUCCCAUUGCCCCAAUGAAAAAUGGCUAAGGCACAGAAAGAAGACCUUGGUUUUGAAAGCAUUCUAGUAUAUUUCCUGACUCCAGGACAGGCAAGCUCACAGGUAGUCCUCAUCCCUGAAGGUCCAUGUACAGUGGUGACACAAGUUAAAUUACUAGAAAUUAAUGUUUUUCUGUAACUACAGGGGACUUUAAUUGGAAACUAUGUUAAUCGCAUAGUAAUUAUCUUUACUUCUACUGCAUUAUCUCCUGAAAACUGUGCAAUUAAUUUGUGUCAUCACUGUUACUGCUGCUGCCUUUAAACACAAACCAACUGUGCAUUAGUUACUCACACACCCAGCAGUGGCCUAUAUUCUUAAGUGGCUUAUACAAAUCAUUGACUGAUUAGUUACUUGCUUUCUUGAUGGAACCAGCGUCUCAAUAUCAUGGAAUGUGGCAAAUAGGGGCAUCUUUUAAAUAGGUUUGUUCUUUCCCCACCCAAUAAUUGUUUCUGCUGUUCCCUUUCUUUUAUUAGGAGGGGGGCAUUUUUGUUUAUCAAGUCUAAUAGCAGCAGGAGUCACCUCUGCCAGAUCUUUGAAUAACUAGCUGAGACUUUGUCUUCUGCAUCUAGUCAAGGGUAUAUGCCUCCAUUUAUCAAAGUGAAGCGAAGUCUUGGGGUUGUCUUCCACUCAUCUCUAGAUGAUCAGUGACCACAACCCCUUUUUCCACCAGCUUUCUAUGAAAACCUGGUUCUGAUGACCUACAGAGGGUCCAUUUUUGUGAUUGUGCACCUACCUAUUCAAUGAGACAGACUACCCGUCAUGAGCACUUCACCUACGUGUUCCACUUUCUGUUGGUUCCCAGUUUGUGUCCAGUAUCCAUUCAAAGCCAUGGUCCUGAUCUUCAAAGGCAUCUGUGGGAGACCACAUCACUCAGGAUUUACCAAGACAACUGCUCUCUGGGACAGUUCAACUUUCAAAGUGCCAAGACAAAGCAUAUGAGAGCCAGAAGUGUGGAGGGAUAGCUCAGUGGUUUGAGCAUUGGCCUACUAAACCCAGGGGUGUGAGUUCAAUCCUUGAGGGGGCCAUUUAGUGAUCGGGGGCAAAAAUCUAUCUGGGGAUUGAUCCUGCUUCAAGUAGGGGGUUGGACUAGAUGACCUCCUGAGGUCCCUUCCAACCCUGAUAUUCUAUCAUCUUGGUCAAGGGGAUACACAGGUAGAACAAAUUUCCAGAGGAAAUUUGAUUAGGCUAGAGUCUGACUGCUUUCAGGACAUAUUCCAAAACCUUGCUCUUUGACAAAGUAUUUUCAACAUGAUAGGCAGGGCCAAUCAGAGGUGGGCAGGAGGAAGGAGGGCCAUUUGGCCUGGGCCUCAAGCUCAAAUGGGGCCUCACAUUUAGACACCUGUUAAUUUUUUGGCAUUUGAUACGUUUUGCAACUUUUUUAUGCACAUCCCUAUCAGACCAGAAAAGCAUUUGUUAAAUAAAAAUAUAUUCAAAUUAUGUCUCACUCUUCUCUUGGUGCCUUAUUUUGUUUUCAUGUGUCAUCAUUUUUUAUUUUUAAUAUAGCUAGGGGCCUCAAAAGCUGGAAAUAGCAGAAGUGAGCAUGAAAGGAGGGCUAAGACUAAGGAGCUUUCUGCUUGUGAAAUGACCAUAGAAAUCUGUGUGCGCAGCUGUGUAUUAGUUUUACAGCAAUCAGGUGUGUUAGGCUUGGAUGGUUGUGUCCUAAUUUCUUAUCUUGUUAAGCAAAGAAUUUUUCAGCCCAAGGAAAGUCUUGUGAAUUUUUAAUCUCUAGACGUAAGAAGUGGUGUUCAUGGAUAUCAUGAUGCAAUCUUAAUUGCUGAAAGUGUGGCACUUACAUGGGGGAGCAUGUUUGUAAGUUACGUUAAUUACAGUAGAGAAUGAGCCCACUCUGGAGACCUGAUUUAUUUCCAGGAGUUAUUGAUGACCUGUAAAAUCAAAUGGUGAGUGAGUUAUAACGGUCAAUAGUAGCAGAAAUGAACAUAAACAGCAUGUUUAAAGUCCAGCCCACCUCCUGUUCUGUUUAUGCAUCGUUUGUAUUGAAGGACUAUUUUUGUGUAUGUGAUGGAGCAAAUAGUCUGUGGCUGCAGUACCAGGAUCCCCCAAUAGGGGCAGAUGGUGCUUGAUUAUUUUAAGGUCUCCCAAUCCAUGAAUUAUCCAUGAUCAGAAUGUGAUCCAGCACUGAACACACUGUGGGUGCUGGGUGAGAGUAUAGAAUGUGUAACAAAAUUUUACCCUGUAGUUUGUUUGUGAACAUCUCACUGAUUUUCAUUUACACUAAGGGCUAUUUACACAUCUAUGGCAGUGUAAACUAGUUACACCCAUUUUAAAGCCCCUUUAUAGCAUCACAGCCAUGUAAAAGAUUCUUAAGAUAUGUCAACACUAGAGACCUUCCAGAGGCACAGCUGCACCACUGUAAGGUGUCCUGUGUAACCGCCCUAUACCAAUGGGGGAGAGCUCGCCAGUCGGCAUGAUUAAACCACCCUGAAUGAGCAGCAGUAGCUAUGUUGGUGGGAGAGCGUCAAAAGUUUUACCAACAAAAGUGCUAGUGUAGACAUAGCCUUAGUGUAAAUGAAAAGCAGGACCCUGAAUAGUUGUCAUUGGACCGUACAAUUAGUCACCUUCAUCAGAUGGUAUUGUUUGCUUCCUCAUUGGAAGAUAUAAGCUUUACAAACAAGUGUCUCUUUCACAGUUUGCAAGGAAUCCAUGGGCAGUCAUAUUGUUUGUCUACUUUGUGAAUAGUAAAAAAAGGCUUUUCUUAAUGGUCGCAAGAUCUCUUAUGUGGGAAAGCUCUUGGAUGUUUAUUCACACGUAAAUUCAGGAUGGUUUUGUUUUCUGCAAAUGCUUUUUCAGAUAAAAACUUACUCUGAUGUUUAUGAAUAAAAGCAAUUGCAAUUGCCAAACAAAUCAGCAGGUUUUUUGUUGUUGUUUGCUUAAAGCAAGAAGAUGAACAAUAAAUGCUUAGUGGUUUUUGCCUACCUCUAGCAUGUGUGUGUGUGAGAGAGAGAGAGCAUAUAUUAACAACGAGGGCUUUGUGAGUUCUGUGCUUAAUCUAAAUGAGAGUAAUACAUAUACAGUCUUUCCUUCUGCUCACCUUUUAGGCCCUCAUCCUGUAAGCUGGUCUGCUCAAGUGAACCUCUGUAUCCAUUUAAAUUAAGGGGCCUGUGUGCGGGCUAAAGGACUACACAUGCAAAGUAGCUUGCAAGAUCAGGGCAGUGGAUAAGGUUAUCUAACUUAGUGGGACCUCUGCUGAGCAAGAGUUGCACGUUUGGGCUCCUAUCUUAGACAGUAAGAGUUGGCAAUUUAUUGCAAUCCCAUCAUUUCUGCAGAGUGGUACUGAGUGAAUGCCCACAAUUGUUUUAUUGGCAUGUGCUGACUCAGUGGAGCAAGGUUGCAUAGAUUCUGUUUUUCAGGAAGUUGCGGGGAGGGAAGGAAUUGUUGUUGCUCUGCAUCAGUCAGUGGCUGUCUUAAUUAAAUAAGGAAGAUGAUCUUCAUUUUUAAAUGUAAAUGUCAAUUCCACUUAAAGACAAUUAAAAAAUCACUGCAAAAUAAUGCAAGAAGAGCAGCGUCGGAUGCUUGAAUUAGCAUAUUUAUUUAUUUAAUUUUAAACAAAGUGGGAAGUUUCCUCUUUGGUUUUCCGUGUCUCUGCUAACAACUAGGUCGGUUAAUAAAUAAACUGAAGAAGAAAAACCCCUCUAUGUAAAUCUAAAGAAACAUUUAGAAAGAAUCUUAUUAAAAAACAGGAGAACUAAUUCUCCAAAGUUGUUACCUAAUACACUGACCAACUUUAAUCCUUAAACUGGGACAAUUGAGAGUUACUUGCAUUGUAUGGCAGGCCACUCUGAUUUUUUUUUUUUUCAAGUGCCUCUCUAAAGCUUGCAGUGCGGGCAUCUGUUCCAAGAGUUGCUGUGUUUUCUACCCCUAAAAAUAAAUGAAAUAAUCUGACAGUUGUCUGCUUCAAGAUUUACCAGCACCCUUAGGUUCAUAGUAGAUUAAUUUGAAAUCGGUGCAGAGGUUUUAAAAUCUACACAGUAUUGUGAUAAUCCAUGGUUAAACACCGUACAGUGGGAUCUGGCUACCUUAAAUUACAAAAGGUCUGAGCCAAAGGUGUGGAUCUGAAUUUUGUAACUCCUGUAAGAAGCAGAAUCCAAAUGCUAGAUCUGAACAUACCUGAAUUUACAGGUUUGAAAUUCAAACCCUAAUUUUGCUGAUGUUUCAAGGUGUUGGGAUGCAGCUGGCAGCAGCCAAUCAUGGGCACUGAACUGAAAUAUGAACCUGAGUCUAGAUUUUGUUUUCAGCCCUAUUUCUCCUUCCAAUGGGAUGGGUAAGAAGACAUUAAAUUUUACAGCAGCUGUGAAAAGCAGAAUGAAGUAUUUGCAAAACACAGCAAGCUGAUGUCUUGCAAAUAUAUGAAGUUCUUUGGCCUUCAUAGCUCAACCAGUGGUUUGUUGUUUUCAUGCUAAUACAAAUUCUUGUAUUAAUAAGAGCACGGCCUUGGGUUUCUUCAUCCGUAUGGGAAAAAGUUACUUGUCUGGUGGUAAACAAAGAACAGAAGAAUUGAUUCACUGUCUUCAAUUUUAAAAAGAUGGUAUGAAGCAAUAGUGGAGCAAUUUUAAUUGUAACUAUGUAACACUUGCGAUCAGUAAGAUCAUUUGUGUUCUGUUUUUAGGAAUUGGGGAACUAAAGAGUACAUAGAGCAUUAGAAAUGCAAAACAUGACCGCAUGUUCUCAGGAUUUUGUCAGUGUUACAUGAAAGAGCGCUUGUGCUGGGAUGCUCAACUCUGAGGGUAUUCUCUGUUUAGUGUGUAUUUACAGAGAUGUAUGAAUAUUUGAUUAAUGAGUCAUGGUCUCUGGAGAAAUUUAAUAACUGUACUGCUGUACAAAGCCAGCUCCUUAACUGUUAACACAGCUGCCAAUAGUGUCAUUGACACUGAAGCCCUUUCUGCAUCUAAUAUAUUCUGUGGAGUAAAUUCCUUCAUUACAAGGGGAUCUGUGGGACACAUUAUUCAGUUAUCUGUUUUGAACUGUUACAAGCUCAAUUUACAGAUCCUGAUUUGUAAAGAUUUUUCCAGUGGAAACAAGCAGUGACACAUGAGCUGUAAAACAGCAGUUUCAUGUGGUUAUGUUUUUACAAAAGUUAGUUGGAAGGUCAGAUUUACAAAGUGUUGUUUUAAAAACUUCUCUAUAUAUGAUGAUAAGGUCUGGGUACAAAGUAUUAUUACCUGCAACAUUAAUACAAAGUUUGUAUACUAUAAAA
Messenger RNA from Mauremys mutica (yellowpond turtle), 11011 nucleotides. It is a transcript of the gene ATG4C, whose product is annotated as autophagy related 4C cysteine peptidase. The record is from RefSeq and is a predicted model, not a curated record. The transcript is spliced from 11 exons. Bases 170 to 1549 code for a protein of 459 amino acids. Gene Ontology annotation, molecular function: protein-phosphatidylethanolamide deconjugating activity. Lineage: Eukaryota; Metazoa; Chordata; Testudines; Geoemydidae.